Messenger RNA from Fusarium redolens, 501 nucleotides. RefSeq lists its product as uncharacterized. The coding region runs from base 118 to 360 and encodes 80 amino acids. The transcript has a single exon. NCBI's taxonomy places the organism in Eukaryota, Fungi, Ascomycota, Sordariomycetes, Hypocreales, Nectriaceae. The record is from RefSeq and is a predicted model, not a curated record.
GGCAUUCAUUGAAGAAGAAGACUGGCAGAACCUUCAACGACCAGUCAUGAUUUGUUGCGCAGGUACCUAUUGCCCAGACCGAAACCGCUAUAUCCUCUCCUCGAGGUUUGCCACGAGAUGUACACCAAGACGUCUAAUCCACCUGUCACAGAAUCCGAUGUAUUCACGCCAUCCUUGAUUUCAGAUACGUUCAAGGCUGCUGCGGAGUGGAAUGUUUAUUACAAGAUCUCUGUGUACGGCGGGACAGUACAUGGUUUUGCCUCACGGGCGGACCGCUCAGAUAGUGCACAGAUGCGAGCGUACAGAUCGAGCUUUGAGGACAGCUUGAUCUGGAUGAAGUUAGUAGAAGGGCCUCGAUGAUAAGGUAGUGACGCAGUAUCCGGAACAGUGGCUACUGAAAGUGGAGGGGCGGUGUAAGAGCACAAAUGAAGACAGGACAACAACAGGCACAUUUACUGAGUUGAAGCUUGUGUUAACUCUUCAACCUUUUUGCCCUACCAU